AAGACAAUGAAUGCUGAAAAUGACUUUAAAAUGUCAGUUUAGUGAAAGUAAAAAUGUAUUUGUACAUUUAAUUCAUCUUUCUAUAUUAAAUUUUCGAUCAAUGUACAAGACCAGUAUUUUAAUAGUGAUGAGAAUAACAAUAGUAAUAGUAAUACACUUUGUUUGUAUAGCGCCGUUCAUACAUGAAUGCAAGUCUUUCACAGAGGAUUAAAAGAUAAAAUAGAUUUUAUAGGUAUUCAUUUAAAUAAGAUCACAUAAACAAAAGUACAAAAAAUACAUUUAUAAACAGUAGUAAUAGUAAUUAUAAUAGUGGUAAUAAUAAAAAAUAAUAAUACUAAUAAUAUUAGAAAUUUAAAAUAAAUUGAUAGCAUAUAUAGAGAGAACAGAAGGGGUCCAAGAAUAGACCCUUGUGGAACUCCAAAAGGCAUGUCAUAUUUUUUUGGAAAUAUGGUCAUUUAUAGUGACUAAGUGCUUUCUACCAAUAAAAUAAGAAUAAUCCUCUUAAGAACAUUUCCUCACACUCCAGCCCAUUUUCAAGUCUAUCUGUUAAUAUUGUGUGGUCUGCAGUGUGAAAAGCAGCAGAAAGAUCAAGCAGUAUGAGAAAUAAUGCAUUGUUCCCAGCAGUAUUGACUCUGAGGUCAUUAACUACAACCUGACUAGAACUUUUCCAAAAUGUUAUUACUGAGGAGAAAGAUGUUUAGUUGCUCUAGUACAUUAGAACAUUUUCUAUUAUUUUGCGUAAGAAAUGCAGGUUGGAUAUUGGUCUAAAAUUGGUCAAGUUGCUAUUACGUCUUGACUACUACUUUAAGCUUGACUAAAGUAGUAUUCAUAUUUUGAACCAUAUCAUGCACUGGAACAGUGGAGAUCGAUUUCUGGUGAUUUAGCAAAUGUCAGCAAAAUCAGCUGCAAUCAAUUCUUGAAAGUAACGUUUUUUUAUGCAGCCAGUGGUAAAAAUAAGCAAUAAUUGUCUGAAAUUGCUACAUCAAGAAUUUUAUUCACGUGAACGGUAACAACUUGUGUAAUUAUUAAAUCUAAAGUAUAGUGUAUGGUCAUGGUCGAAAUCUGUAGGGGACCAGACCUGCUUAUAAAUUUCCUUAAAAUGUGUCUGAUUUUGAAUUAACGUUAAUUUGAGAGAAAUUAUCCCGAGAUUUAAUUCAGUUCUGAACUUGUUCUUUAAAUUGUGAAUGUUAACUGAAGUAACAAAGUAUUCAGUUCUAUCUAAAUUGAGAAUCUGCCACACAGGCUGUAAAAAGGUAAUAAAGUUAUUUCAUGUAGAUGACUGUGGUUCAACACAACUCGUCAAAUACAAAGCAGCCAUGGGAAAAAAUGUCAGAGCAGUGUUAAAGGGAAGUGUUCAUGCUUCUUUCAUAAAAAAAGUUUGUGAAAUGGAAAGGGAAAAUGUACAUUUGUAGUAAGAAAGGUGAAUCUUUGUGUUUAAAUGUAUCUUUUAACCGUAAUUACAUUACUGUUUCUUGUUGAGGAAGGAAUUCUUGUUGGUAGAGGAAUCUAAUUUAACACUAAAAACUCUAAAUAAAAUUGUGUUCUUCAUGAAAGUGGUGUCGUUUCCAUAUUACUGAAAUAUUUUAUCGGCCUCAGCAAACAUGACAGGUGGUUUUCACUGAGCUGAGAUUGUCUUUCCCACAGGAAAUUUUAUUGGCAUCAAGUUCUCAUAUCUAAUAUCUAACAGUGGCCUUCUCUAGAAUGACCUUAUGCUACAAAACAUUGAACACAGCUUACAGAUAAAUAUUCUUUAGUAGAUUUGAUAAAAAAUUAUUUAAUAAAUCGCCACCUCAGAUUUCAAAAUAAACAUGAAAUCAGUCAAGUCAUGAGAUUUCAGUAAACAUUUUGGUAAUAGUCAUGUUUCAGUAACUUUUCAGUAGUAAUGUAAUACACUGAUCAGUUAACUGUUAAAAUAGUGGGAUUACAGAUUGCUACUUAGAUUAAUUUGAUUACUAUUUUAGAUGAAUGGACCAUUUAGCAUGAUUAGAACUCUAAAACCAAGCCGUAUUUGUAAAAUUAUUAAAAGUUAAAGGACUUGUUGGCCCAUAUAUAUCAAGCAUCUAAGAGGAAAAACACUGAUCUAAGAUCAGGCCUUACAGGGGCCUUAUUCAGUGCAGUGUAAAAGGCAUAAACUGAUCCUUUGAAAUGGAAACAUUUAAAACAAAAAGUGAAAGCUUGUAGUAGUGAGAGGCAGCGUCUGUCUAGUAAAUGUAAUGUUCGUCUGCUUGAAACUUCUGUUCUCUUUUUCCCCAGAGCUAAUUUUGGUUUAUUGACUUCUCUGUCCCCAAUGUCAGCUGAGCAUUUGAGGUUUUGACCAAAAUACAAUUGCCUGCAACAACUAGGUUAAGCUGUCCUGUUCUAGAAAGUCUCAACCUAGUUGUCCAGCUUUUUGUUUGUCGUAUUUUCCAGUGGUUGGAUUGAUAGAUUGACUGGUUGAGUUUAAAGAUUCACAAGAAAAACACCAUAUAGAGCAGCUGUCCCACAGUUACUGUGCAGCUAUUAAGCUGGUUAUCUUUAACAGGAAGUGUAACUAGCUCUGUAUGCGGUGAGACAAAGCAGUAGUGCACUAAGCUAAGGCAAGCAUCACAAACAGGAAGUAUCUAUCAUUCAUCAGGACCUCGAAACCUAUAGCUGAAGCAAAUUGUUGUUUACCAGUUGGCUGUAGUGCAGCUUGGUGCUAAAACAUAUCAGCCAAUGGCUCAGGGAAGGGAUCAAAGCUUUGGCCAGUCUAUGGGCACUCUCCAAAGGUUGGAUACUUUGGCUAGUCGCUUUUUUUACAAGUAUCGCAAGGGAAACCAAGAAAAAUCUCAAGAGAGUGAUGGGCCACACAUCUCAGACUACACCAUCAUUUGGGACGAAACAAUGAAAGAAUUUUUAGCCAAAGCCAAAGAGGAUUUCCUAAGGAAAUGGGAGUGUCCUCCACAGAGCACAACAUGCCUUGAUGACUUUGAGAGACUGAAAACUCUUGGUACAGGCUCUUUUGGAAGAGUUAUGUUAGUGAAACAUAAAGGAACAGAGCAAUACUAUGCUAUGAAGAUCUUGGACAAGCAAAAAGUGGUGAAGCUGAAACAAAUAGAACACACAUUAAAUGAGAAGAGAAUAUUGCAGGCGGUGUCUUUCCCUUUCCUUGUCAGAUUGGAAUAUGCUUUCAAGGACAACUCAAACCUGUAUAUGGUUAUGGAGUAUGUCCCCGGUGGAGAGAUGUUCUCACACCUUAGACGAAUUGGAAGAUUCAGCGAGCACCAUGCAAGGUUCUAUGCGGCUCAGAUUGUACUCACGUUUGAGUACCUCCACUCUCUAGACCUCAUCUACAGAGACCUGAAGCCUGAGAAUCUUCUUAUUGAUCAGCAUGGAUACAUCCAGGUCACAGAUUUUGGCUUUGCAAAAAGAGUAAAAGGCAGAACCUGGACGUUGUGUGGGACACCAGAGUACCUGGCUCCAGAGAUUAUCCUUAGCAAGGGCUACAAUAAGGCAGUUGAUUGGUGGGCUCUUGGUGUUCUUAUCUAUGAAAUGGCAGCCGGCUACCCACCCUUUUUCGCUGACCAGCCCAUCCAGAUUUAUGAGAAAAUUGUAUCUGGCAAGGUGCGAUUCCCCUCUCACUUCAGUUCAGACCUAAAGGACCUGCUGAGGAAUCUUCUUCAGGUUGACCUCACAAAACGCUUUGGCAAUCUAAAGAAUGGGGUCAAUGACAUUAAAAACCACAAGUGGUUCGCUACAACAGAUUGGAUUGCGAUUUAUGAAAAAAAGGUGGAGGCGCCCAUCAUACCAAAGUGCAGAGGGCCAGGCGACACAAGCAACUUUGACGACUAUGAAGAGGAGGAGAUCCGGAUCUCGGACACGGAAAAGUGCGCAAAAGAAUUCUUGGAGUUUUAGUGGGAUGGAGGAUUCUCAUAGGGCUCUUACAUUUUGGGAUUUUUUUUUCUUUAUUUUGCACUCCUUCGAAGGUGAGAGUGAAGCUAUGACCAUCAUAUGUGUUUAGACUAUUUCACAUUUCUUCAUUCCAUAAGGCUGAGAGAGAUUCAUGAGUGCCAUGUUUCUCUGGGUGCAGUUUGCACUAAGCUAUACAUAGGCACGAGGUGCAGUUUCUCUUUUGGGCUGCAACACGAAGCACCAGACCACACCCUUUUUUUUUCUGUUCUGUUUCAGAAUCUAUCAUCAUGUUAAAGAAUGAUGUGUUCUUCCUGUUGUUGUUAUUAUUGUUUUUUUUAUAUAUUUAUGAAAAGGGAAGAGGCCAGUUACUCUUAUUUGUGGUGACGCAAAUGUUUUAAUUUUAGUCUGUGAAAUGCACUUUUUUUAAGGAUUGGUGCUGCUUGUUCUUGCCAGCAACAUCUUUUGUCUGUUACAUGUUCAUUCAGUUUUUAAGCUUCACACUGUCCAUGACGCACCACAACUUUACGCCCCCUCAGUGUGUGUGUGUGUGUGUGUGUGUGUGUGUGUGUGUGUGUGUGUGUGUGUGUGUGUGUGUGUGUGUGAGUGUGUGUGUGUGUGAGAGAGAGAGAGAGAGAGACAGUGAGUGAGCAUGUGUGUAUAUGUGUGAAGAAUAAAAACUGUUGAAGGCAUUUUAUUUUUAUUUUUAAGGACAGAAUAAUCAGAUAGGUACACAAUAUCGGCCAGAGCACAUACAUGGCAACCCCGCAACUGCUAGACCAAUACAUAUCGGUAAAACAUUAUCAUUCAUGUCAUUUUUAAGCACACUGUGCUUUGGUAUUUUGAUGAUUAAUGACCUAGAAAUGUUUAUUUCCAGUAAAAGAUUAAUACACCAGCAUGAAAAUGGCAGGCUGUUACUCUGUGAAGCCAUGUCAUCUGGUUUAAGUGCAACAGCUUAACUUGUUAUUUUGAUUUUUUAAUCUUUUUUUGCAAAAAAAAAAUCAUGAAGUGUCUAUUUUGCUUCCCUUCCCUCUUUUGUGUCACCUUACAUUCUCAGCUGUAUCUCACAUCCAUUCAACAUUCAUUCAACCAAAUUGCCGUUGGAACUAGUAUGUAAAGCCAAAUGGUGGUUACAAAGUGGCUUUCACAUCCAGCACAAAAAAAAACAAUGUUUUGCUGACUGGGCCAUCAGCCUUACGGCUGUGUUUCAUACGUCUGUUUCCUUUACGGAUUUUAUUUAUAAAUGCGUUAAAGAGAUGGCUUAUAUAUGUAAUGUUCUAUUUGUCGAGCUGGCCUAACUGACAUUUCAAGAAAAAUGUCAUUGAAGGUUCUUAACAAAUUUCUAGUUGAAGGCAGUGUGUUUUAUUUAUUUCAUUGGAAUGUUUAGCACUUGACACUCCCAAAAAUGAUAUUUAAAAAAAAUUAUUUAGUUAUUUCACUCGUCAGUGUGGGCUAUAGUAUGCAAUGUCUCUGUAUUUAGUUUGUAUGAUAAUUUGCACAAUGUCAUUUAGAAAGCUGCCCCCCUUCCCCCGUAUUAUUACAUGUAUUUUUAAGGGACGUGUACACCUCUUCGCUGUAGCAUAUUUUAUGUAUCAAAUGAUAUGUCACUGUAACAAAUAAAAGAAAAUGCUUUGUA
This is a messenger RNA of Colossoma macropomum (tambaqui), 5503 nucleotides long. RefSeq names its product protein kinase, cAMP-dependent, catalytic, beta a (gene prkacba). Lineage: Eukaryota; Metazoa; Chordata; Actinopteri; Characiformes; Serrasalmidae. Gene Ontology annotation, molecular function: cAMP-dependent protein kinase activity; ATP binding. Gene Ontology annotation, cellular component: cAMP-dependent protein kinase complex; nucleus. The coding region runs from base 2695 to 3873 and encodes 392 amino acids. Gene Ontology annotation, biological process: peptidyl-serine phosphorylation. The transcript has 10 exons. The record is from RefSeq and is a predicted model, not a curated record.